Molecule: messenger RNA, 1048 nt
Organism: Chenopodium quinoa (quinoa)
Lineage: Eukaryota; Viridiplantae; Streptophyta; Magnoliopsida; Caryophyllales; Amaranthaceae
Product: putative germin-like protein 2-1
Exons: 2
Coding region: 75-809 (244 amino acids)
Cellular component (GO): cell wall
Molecular function (GO): manganese ion binding
Source: RefSeq, a predicted model, not a curated record
CUUCUAUAAUAAACAAAUCUUUUUUAUUGUAUUAAAAAUAAUAGUGAUAAGUAAUUUCUUGUUAGCUAAGUUAAAUGGAGAAGAAAAUUACAAUGUGUGUUAUUGCAGCUAUAUUUACGUUACUUGCAACAUUGAGCUUUACUACUACUAACGCAUCUGAUCCUGCUCCCCUUCAGGAUUUUUGUGUGGGUGUUGACGACCCUCAUUCUGGAGUGUUCGUGAAUGGGAAGUUUUGCAAGAACCCAAAGAGGGUGACAAUCAACGAUUUCUUGUACAAAGGUUUUAACAGGACUUCGGUUAUUGACAACCCUCAAGGAGCCGAAGCUACACUAGUAAACGUUGAUCGAUUUCCUGGACUUAACACACUCGGUGUAGCCAUAGCUCGUGUAGACUUUGCACCCUUUGGCUUAAACACCCCUCAUCUACACCCUCGUGCCUCACAAGCAUUCGUGGUCAUGAAGGGAACUCUCUACGCCGGUUUUGUGACCACCGAUUACAAGCUCUAUGACACUAUUAUGAAUGAGGGUGACUUGAUCGUGUUCCCUCAGAGUCUUAUCCACUUUCAACUCAAUCUUCGUAACACUACAGCUUUUGCUAUCGCGGCUUUUGGUAGCCAAAACCCGGGAAGAAUUAAUGUUGCUAAUGGUGUCUUUGGUACAACGCCAAAAAUUAUAGAUGAUGUUCUUACUAAGGCUUUUCAAGUGAAUAGAACAGUGAUUGACCAACUUCGGUCGCAAUUUUCGAGUAGUAAGCACGUAUCAAUCGACACCGCAAGAUCAAUGCUACUUGAGAUGUUAUCUCAAAUCUAAGUAAGCUAAGGUUUGAAAGAAUUAAGGAUUACUAUGUCACACUGCUGAUGAAUUUAUGUGAGUUGUACGAAGUAUGUGUAAUGGUUUGAAUAAACGACUACUAUGUCGUUAGGCUUUAAUUAAUUUAUGCAUGUUUCUUGUAUGUGAUUGUGUACGACUGUACGUUGCACUAUGUUUUAAAGGAUGGAAUAAAUAAAGGACUAUUACAAUAAUGUCAUUAUUGUCAUACAUGCAGUUUC